AUGGGUUCCAACGUUGGUCUUGACCUCUGUGGUCUUACUCCCGCCCCCGUCACCCCCUUCAACAAGGACGGCAGUGUAGAUUACGAUGCCAUUCACCGCCUUGGCUCCUGGCUUGGCAGCAUUUCCGGCGUCAAGGGCUUGGUUGUUCUGGGCCACGCUGGCGAGGGCACCUUCUUAACGCAAGAAGAGCAACUCGCCGUCAUCAAGGCUUUUGUUAAAUCUGUCGACAACCGUAUCCCUAUUAUCGCCGGUAUCACAGGCGAAGGAACCGAAGUCGCCGCUCUUGAAGCUAAGCGCGCCCGGGAAGCCGGUGCCGCGGCCGGCCUGCUGUAUCCUUCGCACGGCUGGCUCCGAUUCGGCUACCAGCCGGGUGCCCCGCAAGACCGGUACAAGAGAGUCUAUGAGGUCAGCAAGCUGCCUCUCAUCCUUUUCCAGUACCCGGACGUCACCAAGGCGACAUACAACCUGCAAACUCUUCUCGACAUCUCGGCGCAGCCGGGCGUGUUCGCCAUGAAGAACGGUGUUCGCAACAUGAGGCGGUGGGACACCGAGAUCCCAGUCAUCCGCAAGGAGCGGCCUGAUCUCCAAAUCUUGACCUGCCACGACGAGUACCUUUUGCACACCGUCUUUGAUGUCGAUGGCAUGCUCGUGGGGUACGGCAACAUCGCCCCCGAGGCGCUGAUUGAGAUGAUCAAGGCAGGCAAGGCGAAGGACUACCCCAAAGCGAGGGCGAUCCACGACAAGUUGCUGCCGGUAACCAAGGCUGUUUACCAUAGGGGAUCCCACAUGGAGGGCACCGUAGCCUUGAAGCACGCGCUGGUUGCAAGAGGUAUUUUGGAACAUGCGACAGUCAGAUCUCCCUUGCUUCCUUUGGAGGAUGGAGCAGAGAACGAAAUUCACGCAGCCGUGUCUUCUUCUUCUCUUUCACGUGUGAAAUAA
Messenger RNA from Colletotrichum spaethianum, 939 nucleotides. RefSeq names its product 4-hydroxy-tetrahydrodipicolinate synthase. The transcript has a single exon. NCBI's taxonomy places the organism in Eukaryota, Fungi, Ascomycota, Sordariomycetes, Glomerellales, Glomerellaceae. The coding region runs from base 1 to 939 and encodes 312 amino acids. Gene Ontology annotation, molecular function: 4-hydroxy-tetrahydrodipicolinate synthase activity. The record is from RefSeq and is a predicted model, not a curated record.